AUACAUACUGGAAAAUCACAACAUUCCUUUUUUCUUUUUCCCGUUUCCUAAUUUUGUCAAAGAAAAACGUGAAUACUUGAAAAAUCUCUCACAGUGGGUGCGUGUUUUUGGUGUACGGAACAAAAAUGGCGUCAUCUAGAGAUCAAAUGGAGAAGAUGAAGUCACGUCAGAAUUAUCGGAAUCAUUGGCACACUGAUCUUAUGCGAACCACUGAGACUGAUCCUCUUUAUUGCUGUUUCUCGCUUUGGUGCGCUCCAUGUGCAUCAUAUCUCCUCCGCAAACGAGCUCUGUACAAUGAUAUGUCUAGAUAUACAUGUUGUGGAGGCUAUAUGCCUUGUAGCGGCAGAUGUGGAGAAAGCCAUUGCCCUGAAUUUUGUCUUUGCACGGAGGUUUUUCUUUGCUUUGGAAAUUCUGUUGCUUCAACACGUUUUAUGUUGCAAGAUGAGUUCAAUCUGCAGACAACAAAAUGUGAUAAUUGCAUAAUAGGAUUCAUGUUUUGCCUUCAGCAGUUAGCAUGCAUAUGUAGCAUUAUUGCUUGUCUUACUGGAAGUGAAGAAAUUCAAGAUGCUUCUCAGCUUCUGAACUGCUUGUCGGACAUUGUUUACUGCACGGUUUGUAGCUGUAUGCAGACACAGCACAAGGUUGAAAUGGAUAAAAGAGAUGGAAAAUUUGGACCACGCCCAAUGUCAGUGCCACCUGUGCAACAAAUGUCUCGGUUAGAUCAGCCCGGUCCCCCUUCAGUUGGAUAUCCACCAAUGCAGCAACCUCAUGGAUACCCCCCACAACCCCAUGGUUAUCCACCACAACAACAACAGCUUCCCGGUUACCCACCACCUCAGCAGCAGCCUCAGGGUUAUCCACCACCACAGCAGCAGCCUCAAGGUUAUUCACCACCACAGCAGCAGCCUCAGGGUUACCCAUCACCACAGCAGCAGCCUCAGGGUUACCCACCAUCCAACUAUCCCCCACCUGGUGCUGGAUAUCCCAGAUCUGAUUAUCUUCAAUGAGUUGGAACUUUCUUUUUCUGGCAGCAAAAUCCUUUGAUCUCUACUUGAAUUUAGUACGGUGCUUUUAGACUAUUCUUCAUUUCUUACCUUGUAGAUUAUGGUAGGUCAGAUAAUAAUUGAGUUGUGUUAUACUUAACUUAAAGUGGAUGACUCAUUGUAUGUGGAGUGAUCAUUCAAUAUUAAGAAUUUAUGCAGCACACCAACAUUUGAAACAAUUCCAUGCUUCACCCUGAGAUAAAGAAGGUAGGUUUGACUCCAGUCUUAGACCCAAUCUUGGCUAUACCCGUCAACGAUGUGAAUGGGAAGUAUUUUGUUGUAUAUAUCACUGGAUUGCAUAUCAAUCUCGUGAAGAAAAAUUCUCAAAGCAACUUUAACAUAUGAACAAAGUAUUCUCUAGCAGCCAAUUAGAGUUUAUGAUUAAUUAAUAUAUGUAGUGUUGUUACUA
This is a messenger RNA of Solanum dulcamara, 1452 nucleotides long. RefSeq lists its product as uncharacterized. The transcript is spliced from 8 exons. The record is from RefSeq and is a predicted model, not a curated record. The coding region runs from base 126 to 1007 and encodes 293 amino acids. NCBI's taxonomy places the organism in Eukaryota, Viridiplantae, Streptophyta, Magnoliopsida, Solanales, Solanaceae.